Molecule: messenger RNA, 1064 nt
Organism: Daucus carota subsp. sativus
Lineage: Eukaryota; Viridiplantae; Streptophyta; Magnoliopsida; Apiales; Apiaceae
Product: NAC domain-containing protein 54
Exons: 3
Coding region: 110-835 (241 amino acids)
Biological process (GO): regulation of DNA-templated transcription
Molecular function (GO): DNA binding
Source: RefSeq, a predicted model, not a curated record
UGCAUGUAUAUAUAACAAAUUAUCUCUAUAAAUAUAAGAGUGUUCCAUUUUGAAAAAUUUAAAAACAAGAAAGGCAUCAAAUCGAGAGGGCGGUGGAGCUGGGAGAAAAAUGUCUCCAGUGGGAUUGCCUCCAGGUUUCAGAUUUCAUCCGACUGAUGAAGAGCUUGUGAAUUACUAUCUUAAGCGGAAAAUCCAUGGGCUGGAGAUCGAGCUCGACAUAAUUCCAGAGGUCGAUCUCUAUAAAUGUGAGCCAUGGGAUUUAGCAGAGAAAUCAUUUUUGCCUAGUAGGGACCCAGAAUGGUACUUUUUCGGACCCAGGGACAGAAAAUAUCCAAAUGGAUUCAGAACAAAUAGAGCAACCCGAGCAGGAUACUGGAAAUCCACGGGCAAAGACAGAAAGGUUUCCUCCCAGAAUUAUCCCAUCGGAAUGAAGAAGACAUUGGUUUACUACAGAGGUAGGGCUCCUCAGGGUAUCAGAACUGACUGGGUAAUGCAUGAGUAUCGCCUCGACGACAAGGAGUGUGAUGACAGUACCUCCGGAAUUCAGGACUCAUAUGCAUUGUGUCGUGUCUUCAAGAAAAAUGGUAUAUGCGGAUCAGAACUGGAAGAUCAAGGCCAACUAAACAUGGUACUGACAGAAGAAAUUCCGCAGGGCAUCCUGACAGAGUACGAAACAGGGUCACCCUCGAACAUUCUUCCCUCAGCGCCGAGUGCAUGCAUUGAAGACGAAGAUAAAGAUGAUUCAUGGAUGCAGUUCAUCAAAGAUGAUGCAUGGUGUUCUUUCAACACUCCCAUCCUGGGAGAAGAGACUUCACAGGUUACAGACGCUAAUUAACUAAAUAACCAAUUUGUUUAAGUAUGGGCUGUUGAUAUGUGAUUUGGUAUAACAUCAUCAAUAAACACCCUCAUGCAAAAGCGCAUAAAAACAUGAAAAACAAUUUUAAACUUGUGUCUGCUUUGUAUACUUGAAUUCUCUUUGUGCCUAGUUUCUUUGUGCAUUGUGGAUAGGGUGUUCCUGGAUUGUAAAGCUUUUUUAACUCUUUAAUGGAUUUACAUUGGUGUAA